UGCCUUCCGAGGCGAGCGGGGCAGGUAGGCGCGGCCGUCCGCCGGAGGAGCGUUGGAUGCGGCCCCGGGGUCUUCCGGGUGAGCCGCGCUCCGGGCCGCCAUGGAGAUCAGCCACUCGGUGAAGGAGCGCACAAUCGCGGAGAACAGCCUGGUGCUGCUCUUGCAGGGCUUGCACAGCCGCGUCACCACCGUGGAGCUGCGUGACGAGAGCGUGGCCGUGGGCCGCAUUGUCAACGUGGACGCCUUCAUGAACGUCCGCCUGGGCGAGGCCACCUUCACCGACCGCCACGGCCGCGCCUGCCGGCUGCAGGACCUCUUCAUCACCGGCAGGAACGUCCGCUACGUCCACAUUCCCGACGAGGUGGACAUCCGGGCCACCAUCGAGCAGCAGCUGCAGCUCAUCCACCGUGUCCGCACCUUCGGCGGCCGAGGCAAGGGCAGGACCGAGUUCCUUUGGCCGAAGCCAGCGGCCAAGUGACCGUUCCGGCGGGCACGCGGUGAAGCUAGAGCUGGAAAUCUGCUCGCUUCCGGAGAAAUGUGUCCGGUAAGACCCGUCGCUCGCUUGGGAAGGCCGUGGCUGCUUCCCCCGCUCGGCGGUUCACAGAGGAAUCGGAUGAGGACGUUCCUUUGCCGGAAUAUAGACCCCUGCCUACCCCCAAGGACCCUAUUUUCAGGGGCUUUUCUCGUCAUAGUUUGUCUCAACCCUGAACUGCUUCCCCCUCCCCAAGGAUAAACUUUGAAGCUUUAAAAUCCAGACUGCCUGUUGAAGUAGGGUGUGCUCUUUGGGAUCCCGGCUCCGUAUGGUUGAUGAUUUUGGAUUACAGUAAUCUAGUCAGAAAUAAAAAUUUAUUUU
Molecule: messenger RNA, 853 nt
Organism: Thamnophis sirtalis
Lineage: Eukaryota; Metazoa; Chordata; Lepidosauria; Squamata; Natricidae
Gene: LSM10
Product: LSM10, U7 small nuclear RNA associated
Biological process (GO): mRNA 3'-end processing by stem-loop binding and cleavage
Cellular component (GO): cytoplasmic U snRNP body; nuclear body
Molecular function (GO): U7 snRNA binding; histone pre-mRNA DCP binding
Source: RefSeq, a predicted model, not a curated record